CUCCUCGUCCUGUCACUCUCGCCUGGCGGCGUCGUAACUACUUCUUUUCGACGUCUUCCUCGGCGAGGCCGACUCCGCCUCCCUCGAUAACUCCGUCGCGAUCUCCCUCCCGGUCCUCCUUUCGUUCCACGAGUUCAAGGAACAGCAACCAAAAUUUGCCGCCGGCACCCAAUGAAGACGUCGAGACCGCAAACGAGCCCGGGCUUGAUGACGGUCUUACUGAGGCUGAGCGCUUAACGCGGAACCGGCAAAGGCAGAGAGACGAGGACGAAGCGAAGUACGGGCCGAUUGAGCACUGGGACGUGGGUGCGAUCCCGGUUCUCCCUGCCAAUCUUUUCUGCAGUGUCCAUGACUAUGAUCAUUUCUAUUACCGUGGCGGUGGCGGCGAACAGUGGACGCAGCAGUACCUGCCGUCACUUCGCAUCAGCCACUGGCGCACGACGGGCGUCAAGUCUCUAGCAGGCCUUUUUGAAUGGUGCGUCGACUUUAACCAGCCGCUGUACUGGGACACUAGCACUGUGGAAGACAUAAGCUACAUGUUUUCAGGUUGUUUUAACUUCAACGACCCGUCCGUGGGAUCGUGGAACACCGCACGCGUGGUCAAUAUGGAUGGCGUAUUCCGACAGGCGAGAGCGUUCAACCAACCGCUCCAGUGGGACGUUCGGCGCGUCAAGACCAUGGAAGGCAUGUUUGCAGAGACCCUUGCGUUCGACGACCCAUCGAUCAGUGCGUGGCAAACGGAUAGCCUGACAAACACAAGCAGCAUGUUCCUUAUGCAUUGCAAAAUUGUAGUCUGUGUCUGGACGACCGCAGAACUUUGUGAUGCAGCUUCUUCCUACUCCUUGACCUUGAUUGUUGUCUGGAGUGCAGGAUGUAGUGCCGCAGGUCGUGUUUGGGAUUUGCAAUACCUGUUCUGCAGCAGAAACAAAUUGAUCAAGAAAAGGCAGUUUGGCAAGACAGAUUUUUGUGCGCUCCAGCACAGGGCGCUUUGCAACUUCGGCUGACCCAGAGGCAGAAACAUUUGCAAUGGAUGUUCCUGAGUGCGGCAAAUUUCACCCAGCCGCUUCCGUGGAAUAUGCGGCUUGUUACAACCAUGAAGUCAAUGUUUAGAAACGCCGUCGCAUACAACGAUCCGUCAGUCAGCGAAUGGGUCACAGACAGCCUGACCGAUACGCGUCACCUGUUUGAGAAUGCAGUGAGUUUCAAUCAGCCACUCAGGUGGAACGUUCGAGGUGUCACGCGUAUGACAGCCAUGUUUCAACACGCCGCCGCCUUCAAUCAGCCAUCGGUAAGCGAAUGGCAGACCGAUAGCCUUCUCGAAACGAGUCACAUGUUUGAGGGCGCGGAGGACUUCAACCAGCCACUCCCUUGGCAGAUGGGUAAGGUGACGAACAUGUCAUCGAUGUUUGCCGGCGCGACGAUUUUUAAUCAGGCUCUUCCUUGGGACGUCCGCAGCGUCGCGAAUAUGAAAAGCAUGUUUCGUGGCUGCGAGACGUUUAACCACGCCUCCCUCAGCGAUUGGCAGACAACGAGCCUGAAAAGUACGAGAGACAUGUUCCUCGAUGCCGUAGCAUUCGACCAGCCACUGCGGUGGGACGUUAGCAAAGUCGAAGACAUGAUACGCGAUAGAAAGUUUUGAGCUACUUCAACUUUCCAUGCACGGAACGUCCAGACGAGGCGAAUAGGUAUAUUAGUAGAAGCUCCAGGCGCACCUAUGCUAGGGACUAAAAGGAAAAGCCAUCUUUUGAUGAGAAGGAGCAAAAGAAUUGGCAUGCGUGGCGUAUCCACUUUCGCUUUCGCACCACGAUGCGGAAAGCAACGCACAACAAGAUUGCUUGAGACGAGGCACUGUGCGUUCAUGGUAUUUGGCGCAGGCACAGCUCAAAACUUUGCAAGCAUACUUCGCCGCAAUGUUUUCGGGAUGCACUGCUUUCAACCAGCCACUGGUUUGGGACACUAGUGAGGUCCAAAACAUGACAGAAAUGUUUCGCAACUGCGAAAACUUCGACCAGCCAAGUAUCAGGGAUUGGAAUGUCACCAAGGUCUACGACAUGCGUAGUAUGUUCGCGGGUGCUUCCAGCUUUAGCCAGACACUGCAUUGGGAUUCUAUUAUGCUUGAGCGCUCCCUCUCGCGCAUUCGACGAGACCUGCUCUCUGAUCGAAGAUGGGAAGCGGAGUCACUGGAACGACAAACCCGAACCAGAGCGCCGCAGACAUGGAUGCCGUGGCAAUCCAGCGCUCCGUCCUUCAUUUCGGUGGUUGCCGCGCAGUCUUCGAGCUCAUCUUCAGCCUCACCCCCACCCUCCAGGGAUUCGGCUUCUAGCGCGGGCAGUGUGGCUUCGCAGGCGAGUGCGGCUUUUCUUCCACAGGCGAGUGCGGCUUUUCUUGGGUGGGACUCUGGGGGGGAGAGUGACGGAGCGUCGUCGGCUUCAUCUCAGCGCAGGCCGGUCCGGACUACACCGCGCGGACAAGCUCAUGAGGCUCCUGUGGACUUCGCUCUCGAACAUGAAGUCCUGUCCCUUUUCGUUCAUCGUACUCGGCUCUUGACCGAUACCCGUGGGCUCUUCGUGUCUCCGCAAAAUAAGCCUUGGAUCUUUCAUUCAGCCAAGGAUCUUGACCGUGCACUCAAUAGCUUCCAGAACGACGCCGACCUCGCUACGGAGGAGAAGGAGGUGUGGGCGGCCCGGCGAAGGCGGGCUGAGAUCAGCUAUGGUCCUGUAGGUGAGUGGGACCUUGGACACUUGAAGUCACUUCCACAAGAUCUGUUUCGCUGCGAAAGGACUGGCGCGAAGCAUCCAGGGGAGAGAAAGCCGUGGGCAAAGCAAUGGCACAAUUCCUUUUCGGUUUCUAACUGGAAGAUCAAAGGCAAGCUGACAAGCCUCGCUGGCCUAUUCCAAGGCUGCUACGAUUUUAACCAGCCGCUGCACUGGGACGUCAGCGGGAUCGAGAACAUGAGAGAGCUGUUCCGCGACUGCUGGGAUUUUAACAGUCCGUCCAUCAGCGAUUGGAAAACCGGUAAUGUCAUUGACAUGGCAUUCAUGUUUUCUGAAGCAGGGCAGUUCAACCAACCGGUCCGAUGGGACGUCAGCAAGCUGAAGCACAUGCAGCUCAUGUUUCGAAAUGCCAAGCGGUUCAAUGAUUCGUCGAUCAGUGAGUGGGUAGUGUCCGACGUUGUCUCCAUGUACGGCAUGUUCGAGGGGGCGUCCGCUUUCAAUCAGCCUCUGCUGAAUUGGGACGUGAGUAAAGUGGUGUCCUUGGCUGCCGUAUUUGCUAACUGCUCCGCGUUCAACCAGCCGUCGAUUGGGAAAUGGGUGACCAGCAAUGUGAUCGAUAUGAGGUGGACCUUCUAUAACGCGACAAGUUUCAAUCAGCCACUUUACUGGGACACCCAGAAAGUGACCACGAUGGACUCCAUGUUCAAGCUGGCGUCGAGUUUCAAUCAGCCCAGUGUUCGGUAUUGGAACACCGCAAACGUUCAGAACAUGGAGCUGGUGUUUUGCAACGCCUUCAAGUUCAAUCAGCCACUGUAUUGGAACGUAGAGAAAGUCGUUACCAUGUAUGGCAUGUUUGCUGGUUGCGUAGCGUUUAACAGUGACAUCAGCAGUUGGAAGACAUCGAGCCUGGAAAACACAAACUAUAUGUUUGAACGUGCUGAAGCUUUCAAUCAGGCGCUGCCGUGGGAUUUUUCGAAGGUUACUACAAUGGAUUAUGGCGUUAGAAAGAUAUUAAGCUUACUCACCUAGAAAUCUUCUGUUUCGCACCUGAAGGCCUGCCCGAAUGUUUAUAUUUCUAAGAAACUCAACACACGAGCCAAGGUUUUUCUUGAUUUCAUUACGCCAUGCCCAUGCCUGCUAGUCUGGGCGAUGGCGUUUCCUGAGGUUCUUGCUGAAUUUCAAAAUUCGAUACCGGAUUUUGAAUAGUAGCAUAGAUCUUUGCUACGAACACGAAGAUAGUUGUAGCAGGGUGUGGUUAUUUAUGCGUGCUCGUUGCAGCAGGCUUUCAGUGCAGAAAAGAACAUGAACAGGAGAGUAGGUCUACAAGUUUUGCUCUUCAUAAAAGCUACAUGUUCGACGGUAGCUAUGCGUUCAACGACCCUUCGGUGCGAGAGUGGCAGACGGGAAAUGUCAAGAGCAUGCAGGGGACGUUCGCGAGCGCGUACAGCUUCAAUCAGCCGCUGCCAUGGGACGUCAGCAAGGUCGAGCGCAUGGGCAUCAUGUUUGCGCGGGCCUUCAGCUUCAACGCGGCCCUGGAGAACUGGGACGUGGGGAAGGUUACAGACUUCACCCUGAUGUUUCGACGGGCCCACAGGUUUAAUGACCCCUCGAUCAAGUCUUGGAGGUUUUCUCAGUCACCCGAGCAGCGGCACGCCAUUUACGCCGGAGAAAUGUUCGGGCAGGCACUUAGCUUCGACCAAGACCUGUCGAGCUGGGACGCACAGAAGGACCGAUUCAUCUUUGCCCAAGACCGGUAUCGCUCUUCAGUGAGAAAACUCUACGCACAGGAAAUCUCGGCGGAUCCCUUCGAGGGGACGCGGCUGCGCGCACGACUGCGGGAAGCGGAGAACUACGGACCAAAAGUUGAAGCGCUGGGACUGGAGGCGGUCUGCGGCACCGCCUGGCCGAGCAGCGCGGAUUGCUGGGCCUGGGCUUUCGCUCCAACUGUGCCAUUGGGGCAAACUCAAAGUCUUCCUGGCGCCCCUUCGUUCUUGCGGGAUCGAUUUCGCACCAGGGAAGAACUGGUUGUCACACUAGAAUUGUGGAAAAAGAACCCUGUGGCGGCACUAGGAGAUCGGUUUCGCCAGCAGUGUCAAGUGAGCGGUACUAGUUGCGAAGGCCAACGACCUGCGUCCGCGCCCGGAGAUGAAGACGAGCUGCAGCAACACGAGGCACGGCAAAAAGCGAUCGAAAGGUACGGCCCGGUGGACAGUUGGGACGUCCGGUUUUUACCUGCCCUCCCCGCCGACCUGUUCCAGUGCAAGGCACAUGUGGACCAGACAAACGACCCGGAGCCGUGGAGCUCGCUUUGGCAUCCGUCCUUGAAGAUCUCGAAUUGGCAGACGCAGGGCGUGCUGAUCAUGGACGGCGUGUUCAUCGGUUGCUCCGACUUCAACCAGGAGCUGAACUGGGACGUUGGUUAUGUGGAGUCCAUGCGGGGCAUGUUUGCGGGGUGUUCGAGGUUUAAUAACCCUUCCGUGAGCAACUGGAACACAAGAAACGUGUUCGACAUGCGCUCCAUGUUUGCACUGGCAGCAGACUUCAAUCAGCCACUGAAUUGGGAUGUCAGCCGCGUGACGACCAUGAGUGCCAUGUUUCACGAAGCGACUUCCUUCAACGACCCGUCGAUCAGCCGCUGGGUGACGACGCAGGUCAGGAACAUGACGUCAAUGUUCGAGGGCGCAACCAGCUUCAACCAGGCGCCACCGUACGACGUGAGAAACGUCACUUCGAUAAAGCGCAUGCUAUGAAGAGAGUGCACAACCGUUCCGCUUCCCCCUUCUUUGUAAUGCAAAAUACCAUAUCCAUAUGCUUAUCCACCCUCGUCUGCUCCUGGUCUUGCUUUGUUUUGCUUGGCACUGCUUGCAUGACAGGUUCCGGAACAAGUCGAGACAACACUGCUCUAGUGCCCCCCGACACUUGCACUGCAGCUAGACUAGUACUUUCAGACGAUGGUAAAUUUGCCUACGAUUCUAAUCUACAAUCUCUGAGCGAAUUUGCCAUGGCCAUGCAAGGCCUACAUCUCUGCCAGCGCUUCUGUUGCUGUCAAUUCCAUUUAACAAAAAUCCCGUUUCAAAAGAGGGGGAGAGGGACUUUUGCAGUCUGAUACAUAUUUCGCGAUUGCGGGAACUUCAAUCCUCUGCCGGGCUUCUGGCUAUGGGACACGCGAAGCGUCACCGACAUGGAUGGCGUGUUCGAGAAUGCCGUCUCGUUUAACCAGACCCUGUAUUGGAGAACAGAGAAUGUGUAGCCGAAGAAAGACAAAAGGUCAUCAGGGGGCACAGAGUCUGCAAUUUUUUCUGCAUCUGAAAAGAAAAAGUUAUACGGUAUCUUCAUAAAGAUUUGAUAAAUGCAUUUGCAUUCAGAUUCAGGUCGUGGACAAAAGGGUUUUACGUUUCUUAUUAUCUCGUACAAAACUGGAGCGGCAUUCUAUAGCUCCAGUAAGUGGAGCCAUCUCUACUUUUUUUGUGAUUUCAUCAGAGUGCAUUUUUCGAUCCGUGCAGAAACCGAGAUUGCAAAACUGCUGGUGAUGUGACUCUGAUGAGACUUUCUCUGUGCAUACUGUCACCACCAUGAAGGACAUGUUUUCCAACGCUGUGGCUUUCAACAAGCCACUUUUUACCCUUGAUGCAGAGCAGAGCCAGCUGCUUCUCUUGUUGCAGAGCGACUACCACAAGCCGCUGUCGGAGUUCUCCGCAGACGAGGUGCAAGCACUUCUCAGCUCGGCGCGCCUCCGAGCUGCCUUCGACACCAGCAUGGUGACGGACAUGAGCGGCAUGUUCCGCAACUGCCGGCUCUUCGACCAAGACUCGGUAAGCAUGUGGAACACAGGGUCGGUGCGAAACAUGCAGCAGAUGUUCAUGGGCGCUGCGGAAUUCGCGCAAAACCUGUCUUUCACGAAUGUGUCCAAUGUGGAAAGCAUGAAGGAAAUGUUUCUGGGAGCCGAGCGCUUCAACUCCCCUGCGCUGCGUACGUGGAACGUCAGCAGAAAACUGAAAAAUGUCGAUGACAUGUUCUACAACGCUUUUUUGUUUGACCAAAAUUUGGUUUCCUGGAGCGCUGUGGUGGCGGAGAUUCCAGGCUUGACCUCAGCAAUAACAGAAAGCAAUAUUACAAACUCGUACCGUCCUGCCGGUUCUGGCCGUUCGACCCAACCCUUUGGCAACACACGCGUGUGGGCGCGCUUUACUAAACUCGAACGCGAGGAGCAGCCGCGAAGCCGGACCCUUAAUCUGGUGCUACUAACGAUUCCGCCGGGCGGCGAUAGAACCGGACGACAUUCCUGCACUAGCAGUCCUUGGCCGGUGGAUGAGCAGUGUUGGCAGAGAGCGUUUGCACUGGUGAGCUAGGGUGAGGCAAGGACUUUUCCAUUUGCUUUACUGCUCAAUAAAUAAUGAACACCUGCUGAAAGAUAGACAAAUGCUGGAUGACGCACCAUCACUAGGAAGGCGAAAUGUCUAGCGCGCACCUGUUAAGUUUUUUUUUGGGUCUUUGCCCGUGACCGUACGCAUUCGCGAGUAUGAUGCAGAACCUAAGCCAAGUAGGAUCUGGAUCAUUAUCACCAUGUACAAUUUCAUCAGCUUUUCUCAAUUUCCUUAAACUGUCAAUAGACAGUUCAUCAAUUUUCUCCGUUUAAUUUCAAGCUUGAGCCGCAUACGUACCAAUCCUAAAUGGAUUAGCAAUUAUGUCUAAGAAUCAGCAAAAACCUCAAUCUGUGACGCGUCAGCACUUUUGUGACAUUUAGAAGUUUUAGCCGUAGCCUGAGCCUGGUACUGUAGAAUUUAUCGCCUUUUCUCAUUUGCGUUAGUUUUGUAGCAGUGUUUCAGUUUCUUUGUUUCUCUGUAUGAUUAUGAAUCAGGAGUUGGUAGUACCGCCGUCAAUGAGUCAUGCUCAUGUGCGGCAAUGAUUGACAACGACAUUUUUUGACGGUUCAAGAACGUCGUAGGCUCAGGAGCUUUGUUAUGACCGAUUUGCUUGUGGGCAUACUUUUUGAUGGUGCUGGGCGCAUGCCCAGAAACAGAAUACGAUUCGAGGGCCCAAGUCAGUGUAGGAACAUGAAGAUCUCAAGUGAGUCCAGGGUGAAGAGAUCAAGAUCUGUACGAUUAAGAGAAGUGGCCAGCAACCUUGAAAGAGGUGGCCCUGCGCUUGCGCUUCCGUUACUUUUGAUUCGAUUGCCUGCUGCUUGCAUAUCCAUCAUGAUAUUGAAGACGGAGGGUUUCAGAGACGAGAUUGAUUGAUGAUGAGGCAAAUUG
Messenger RNA from Amoebophrya sp. A120, 7966 nucleotides. NCBI's taxonomy places the organism in Eukaryota, Dinophyceae, Syndiniales, Amoebophryaceae. The record is from the annotation of a GenBank genome assembly.